AGAUACCUCAACGAUGAUUAUUUUGGGAUUCGUUUUCCUUCUUCUGAUUGCAAACUCGUCAUCUGAACGAGGCUUUUGUGGAACAAAACCAUACGACCCUAACUAUUACUCAUGCUGCUACGGAGAAAUCUAUCUUGGAAAAGAUAAAAAGUGUUGUGGAACAAAACCAUACGAUCCUAACUAUUUCUCAUGCUGCUACGGAGAAAUCUAUGUGGGGAAAGACAAAAAGUGUUGUGGAACUAAACCAUACGACCCUAACUAUUUCUCAUGUUGCUACGGAGAAAUCUAUGUGGGGAAAGACAAGAAGUGUUGUGGAACUAAACCAUACGACCCUAACUAUUUCUCAUGCUGCUACGGAGAAAUCUAUGUGGGGAAAGACAAAAAAUGUUGUGGAACAAAACCAUACGACCCUAACUAUUUCUCAUGCUGCAAUGGAGUAAUUCGUGUAGGCAAAGGCUUAAGCUGUUAGUUAGACAACGCAGACAAUCCUGAUAUUUU
Molecule: messenger RNA, 498 nt
Organism: Saccostrea echinata
Lineage: Eukaryota; Metazoa; Mollusca; Bivalvia; Ostreida; Ostreidae
Product: galaxin-like
Exons: 2
Coding region: 14-469 (151 amino acids)
Source: RefSeq, a predicted model, not a curated record